AUGUCGUCCAUCAGGGUCUUUAUGAUUGUAGAUUGGUCACGUGCUGUGUAUCGUGAUCUAUUUCCCCCCUCCUUCGCCGACGUCAGUCACGACUUCAGGUCAUUGACUUUUGGCGGCCCGCCCGAACCUACACAAAACUCAAUACAUUUUCCUCCCGGUACGUCGUUCACCUCUCCGCCAUCGCCUCCUUCUCCUCUGCCUCUGUCUCUCUCAGCCAAACCCGUUUGCCACGGCUCUGACAUGUCUCAGCAGAACCCCGCGAUUACCCCUCUUUCAUCCCAGAUUUCGCGGUACGCCGUCCCUCUCAUCUUCGCGCUCUCGUGGUUUAAGAUCAUGACGAGCCUGUCGCAGCGGCUCGGUCUUCCUCAGUACCCUCUCGGCCUGCCACUCGAUGCCCUUGAGCCACUCGUCCAGUCAGGGGAUGUCCGAGAUGCACUCUCGUAUUGUCUGCGUCUCAUCGCUAAAGAGGCACCAACGGAAUUUAAUAAUCAGGUAUACAAGACCUUACCCCAUUGGAUUGGCAAGUACCAUCCGCAAGAUUUUCUCGGGUUCAAAUUCAAUCUUUGGGACAUUCCUUCAAGGGAGGAUGUUGCCCAUGCAUUGGAUUUUUUAAAUAUUCACGAUUUUGUGUGGAAGCUCCCAGAACUUUGGGCUUAUCCCGACAAGUUCUACCGGGAACUUGGCGAUAUCCCCAUUGGGCCACGUCCAGAAGAUGCCGAAAGAUGUCAAUACGAUGCCGAAUAUGAGAAUCCCACGAGAUUGAUCGGUCAUUUUGAUUACCGCUAUCGCGAUACAAUAAGAUUCUCUGCCACCGCUACAGCAAUACGUUUCUUGAACAGGCUGCCCGUUGAGCAGCGAACACGGAUCCGUAGGAUCACAUUGCAUGAAGAUUCGCCAUCAGUCAACAUGCCGUCACUUCACGCCCGGGGCUUGGUCCCUUUAUACAAGGAAAACCCACUACUUCAGGUGGAGCGCCGUGUCAGUGUUUUCGGCUGCAUCCAUAGCUGCGCUGGAGCGGAAAAGGAAUGGAUGACUCGGGAUAAACCUAGAAGUCUUUAUGGGCCUACCUUCCUCCUGACUCUGGAGUCUUGGCUCAUUGACGCUCUUUCAAUGCGGGAUUUAGAUAUUCCCUCAGGUUCCUUCAUCUUUAAUUUGUGGGGUGGAUCUUAUGGCGAUCUCUGUACCGAGGUCUUCCAAGGGUGCAUUCACAUGGCCCUUGCGGAGGGCCCAGCAUUCGAUAAAUGCUGCGAAUUGGACCUCUUCAGCUCGACUACAAAUCAGUUGUCCGCCACACCAGACAAGUUCUUCCUUGACCCCAGAUUCAGGGAGGCGGUCAAGCACUUGGUUAAUAAGACGUCGAUUUUGCGUUCGGAUUUUCACCCUGGGGUCCCGGUAGACCCCAACGUAUUGGUGGAGGAAACUAAAGGGAUGGAUGAUGUGGGACGCCGUAUCUCCAGAUGGGACUAUCACGGAAGAAGUUUUGGCUGCAAAAUUCCCGCUGAUCUAUACUACGAUUUUAUUCUACCUCCUCAGUUCGAAUUCCAGACCAGGGAGCAGUAUAUCGAGUCACGGGGAGGAAGGGUCACGGGACAAGACUCGUAA
Messenger RNA from Fusarium proliferatum ET1, 1602 nucleotides. RefSeq lists its product as uncharacterized. The coding region runs from base 1 to 1602 and encodes 533 amino acids. Lineage: Eukaryota; Fungi; Ascomycota; Sordariomycetes; Hypocreales; Nectriaceae. The transcript is spliced from 7 exons. The record is from RefSeq and is a predicted model, not a curated record.